This is a messenger RNA of Limulus polyphemus (Atlantic horseshoe crab), 2868 nucleotides long. Its product is annotated as neuronal acetylcholine receptor subunit alpha-7-like. The transcript is spliced from 10 exons. Lineage: Eukaryota; Metazoa; Arthropoda; Merostomata; Xiphosura; Limulidae. The record is from RefSeq and is a predicted model, not a curated record. Bases 392 to 1894 code for a protein of 500 amino acids. Gene Ontology annotation, molecular function: acetylcholine-gated monoatomic cation-selective channel activity; transmembrane signaling receptor activity. Gene Ontology annotation, cellular component: neuron projection; synapse; postsynaptic membrane. Gene Ontology annotation, biological process: regulation of membrane potential; monoatomic ion transmembrane transport; nervous system process.
GGGUAAAAGACAGAAGCUUCAACACAGAAUAGUUAGUCCAUAAAGUUUCAUCUGCAAACAAUGUGUUUCUUAGUGAGAUGGGAAGAAAACUGAGAGUGACACAGAGUUAUGGUGGAAAAAAGAUUCAACCAAAUGAAAACAUUUUUAAUAUGUUAGUAAUACUACGUAUGCUUUAAUGAGAGAAGUAAAAUAGAAAAUAAGAUGUCUUCCAUUUUAUAGAGAUACAUUACUAUCAAACACACCCGUAACUUCUAGAAUAUCUGCCUAGAAUGUUGAUGAAGUAUACAGGUGAGGACGAAGAGUGAAACUGGUUAACCUUUUAUUAAACAGAAAAAACAAUCUGGAAUUUUUUAUUGUAAAUUCGUUGUCAAGAAGGUGAUUAAAAACCAAGAUGAAGAUGGUGUGCAGAAUUUCAGGAGUUUUAAUAUCACUGUUGUUCUUCAGUCUUCUGAAAGGUUCAGAACAAGGUCCUCAUGAACGAAGACUAAUCAAUGACCUUCUGCGUGACUACAACGUUAUGGAAAGGCCAGUAGCCAAUGAAUCAGAACCACUUUUGCUCAGUUUCGGUUUAACUCUGCAGCAGCUAAUUGAUGUGGAUGAAAAGAAUCAGAUAGUAACCUCAAACUUGUGGUUAAAUUUGGAUGAAAAGAAUGAACAACUUGUAACAAAUCUCUGGUUAACUUUGGAAUGGGUAGACGUCAAUUUGAGAUGGAACGUGUCUCAGUACGGAGGAAUCAGAGAUAUACGGAUAGCACCCAAAUACAUUUGGAAACCAGAUGUCCUCAUGUAUAACAGUGCAGACGAGAGGAUUGACAGUACCUUCCCUACAAACGUGGUGGUACAACAUAAUGGCAGCUGUUCGUACAUUCCUCCAGGGAUAUUCAAAAGCACGUGCAAGAUUGACAUCACGUGGUUUCCUUUUGACGAUCAGAAAUGUGUGAUGAAAUUCGGAUCGUGGACCUAUGACGGAAAUGCCCUGGACCUCCUACUACCCAGUGAAGAAGCAGACCUUUCAACGUACAUUGACAACGGAGAAUGGGAUUUAAGAGGUUUUCCAGGAGUCCGAAAUCUAAUAUAUUACACUUGCUGCCCCGAACCUUACGUCGAUAUAACCUUUACAUUACACAUCAGACGUCGAACUCUCUACUACGGUUUCAAUCUUAUCAUUCCUUGUGUUCUGAUUUCUUCGAUGGCUUUGCUUGGUUUUGCCUUACCACCAGAUUCUGGAGAAAAAUUAACUUUGGGUGUGACAAUUCUACUGUCCUUGACGGUUUUCAUGCUUCAGCUAGCUCAAAACAUGCCUCCGACAUCUGACGCUGUGUCGAUCAUAGGCACAUAUUUUGCUUGCACGAUGGUAAUGGUUGCAUUUUCAGUAGUCAUGACGGUUGUCGUUCUGAACUACCAUCACCGUAACUCGGACACCCAUGAAAUGCCGCAAUGUAUAAAAUCCUUAUUCCUUGUUUGGCUUCCAUGGAUAUUACGUAUGAGCAGACCAAGUCGAAAAAUGAAAGAAAAAAGAGUACUGUUCAACAAAAAAAUGAAGGAAUUGGAACUAAAAGAGCGUUCUUCCAGAAGCUUGUUAGCCAACGUCUUGGAAAUCGACGACGACUUUCGGACAGCUUACUCUACACCUGGCUACUUACACGUUCCUUCAAAUGACGAUAGCUCAGCUAUACAUUCUUGUAUUACUACGCAAAGAGAACUUAGUUCGAUCACGCGUGAACUUCGCUUCAUCACAAAUCAUUUACGGGACGAAGAUGGCGCAAACGAAAUCAUAGGAGAGUGGAAAUUUGCUGCCAUGGUGAUCGACCGCGUGUGCUUGAUUAUGUUUACCAUUUUUACAAUGGUGUCAACUUUUCUGUGCCUUUUUUCGGCGCCUCAUCUUUCAGCUUGAAUCAAGUAAUAUAAAUUAGAAGCAAAUAACAUUAAAAUAUCUUCAUUAUUAUAUUAGUGUUUAAUGUAAUCUCUCAUAGAAACUAAAAAAAGAAAUAAUGUUAUGAAAGGAAUUAAACAUUUAAAAAUAAUCGUGAACUACGCAUGCUUGCUCCUCAGACUGGUGCCAAUAAGAGUAUAGAGUACGUGAUAAGACAGGCCUAAGGCAACAAGUUUCUUCAGUACCUUUAUCGCAGUUGCAAGGAAAAUAAAUAUAAAACAUACGUGAAACAUUUACCCUCUUUCUGCUUCAUAGAUAGAGAAGUGAGCGUCAGUGUUCUUCUGGUAUUGAAAAAUAGCAUGUCAGUACAUAGGCAAACAAAUAUAUAUACUGCUUGAAUACUGUUUCCUCCUACCCUUCCAAAAGCAAAAGUAAAACUUUAUAUAGAUAACUCGAUAAGUAGAUUAGUCCAAUUGAAAUAAGUUGCUAAAGUUAUAGGUGUUUAUGUAUGUGGUACACACGCUAGUGUAAUGUUCCAUGAUGCCUCCUGAGUUCUUAAUGUGAAACAUUAUUUUAGGAAAAUAUGUUUUUAUGCUGAUCAAGUUCUCAUGUAAGUAGACCAUGUUUAUAAAGACCCAGUAUUCUUAUAGACGUUUGCUGUAGUAAUAUAAAUCGCUUAUUAUUAUUGAUUUAGGUACAAUCAAUAUAAAUUUACAUGAUGUUAAUUUUUUUUUCACCUCAAUUACAGAACUAAAAAUCGGAAUUUAAAGUUGGCUGAUUAUAAACAAUAGGGUGGGAUUACUUCUGCUCGUUUCUUUAUCUUCGUUUCGGUUACCUAACAAGUUGAGAUCCUACUUUUUCGCUGUCUUUACUUGGCGGGAUUUACCUGUUUCAAUUUUGUUUUAAUACGUCACGCGAACAGAGAUCUACUAACCGAUUUUAAGUUGGAAACUUUCCUACCGAUAUAAUAACUGAUCAUUAUACAAAAAAAAAAA